AUGUCGCGGAUCGAAGAGCUCCCCGAUGACUUCGAUGAGUCCAUCGACAUCAACAAGCAGCCCCCCGAGACCGAAACCGCCGCGGCCGAUGCUCCCCUCCCCGUCACCGACGAUGAGCCCAGUUUUCCAAUCAACGAGGAGCGCUUGAAGGAGAUGGAGCAGAAGGAUCCGCUGGCUCCGAAGAUGUCGCAGAACAUGGCUUCCGUGCGGACGCAUACGACAGACGAGUUGGCUGACAUGUUGAACAAGACCCCGCUGUUCAUGACGGAUAUUAGUAAAGCGGGCGAUGAGAAUGGAGAGAAUAUCAUGCUGGAUGCCAUCCAGGCUAUGCAGAACGAGGGUACGCGCGGCGAAGUGGCGCAGAAUUAUCGGGAGCAAGGAAACGAGGCGGCCAAGGAGAAGAGAUGGAUUGAUGCAAAGGAAUUCUACACCAAGGCUAUCGCCGUCUUGCUGGCCAAGGAAGACAAGUGGGAUAAACCGGAGGAUCCGAAGGAGGAGGAGAAGGUGAAGCGUCAGGUCGAAGAGGCUUCGUACAUCAACCGCGCUUUGUGUAAUUUGGAGCUUGGUAACUAUCGGUCUACAACGCUCGAUUGCGCCUCCACCCUCAAGCUCAACCCCAAGAACGUCAAGGCCUUCUAUCGUUCCUCGAUGGCCCUGUUCAUGCUCGACAAGAUCCCCGAGGCCGAAGAUGUUGUGAACCGUGGACUCGCUCUCGAUCCGGAAAACAAAUCGAUUCAGACGAUAGGCAAGAAGGUUGCCGAGCGCAAGGCGGCUUUGGAGCGCAUCGCGGCCAGAAAGAAGGCCGAGGCCGAAAAACUGCGCAAGGAAAACCAGAUGCUAAGCACCGCCUUGCGAGCGAGACAGAUCAGAACCCGCAAGACCGAGCAGCCGCCGGAGAUGGAGGAUGUCGGCAUCCGUCUCACGCCCGACCCUCUCUCGCCGGAGAGCACUCUCGAAUUUCCCGCGGUGUUCCUGUACCACAUGGAUGCGCAGUCCGAUUUCAUCAAGUCUUUCUCCGAAUUCAACUCCAUUGAGGACCAUUUGGAUUACAUUUUCCCCUUGCCGUGGGAUACCAAAAAGGAGUAUACCAUUGGCGGAGUGGAAUGUUUCAUGGAAACCGUCACGGGCGGGCUGAUCAAGGCCGGGAAAAAGCUUCCGCUUUUGCAGAUCCUCAGCGGAGGUAAGGUGGAAGUCGUGGACGAACUGGUUCGAAUCUACGUCGUUCCCACUUCCAAGACUGGCAAAUUCAUCGCGGAAAUGAAGGCACGCAAGGAUAGCUGA
This is a messenger RNA of Aspergillus melleus, 1281 nucleotides long. RefSeq names its product HSP70/90 family co-chaperone CNS1 (gene CNS1). Lineage: Eukaryota; Fungi; Ascomycota; Eurotiomycetes; Eurotiales; Aspergillaceae. The record is from RefSeq and is a predicted model, not a curated record. Gene Ontology annotation, biological process: protein folding. The transcript has 3 exons. Bases 1 to 1281 code for a protein of 426 amino acids. Gene Ontology annotation, molecular function: Hsp90 protein binding.